Molecule: messenger RNA, 3317 nt
Organism: Amaranthus tricolor (Joseph's coat)
Lineage: Eukaryota; Viridiplantae; Streptophyta; Magnoliopsida; Caryophyllales; Amaranthaceae
Product: protein MOTHER of FT and TFL1
Exons: 5
Coding region: 2176-2619 (147 amino acids)
Biological process (GO): response to abscisic acid; positive regulation of seed germination
Source: RefSeq, a predicted model, not a curated record
GUUUUAUGAGUUGGAUUAUUGAAGAGAAUGUUCUAUUUUGGAAUUUUCUAUUCUAUAAAAAGUUUUUAUUAAUGUUUAAUCUUCUAAUUGUUAUGCUAAUUUCUAUUCUGAUCUUGGUUCUCCUAUGAUCCUCAUGUUGUUGUACACACUUCUUUCCAAUUCUAAUUGAUUAAAAGAUAUUUCUUUCGCAUCAUAGCUCAGAUUAGAGUGUUAUACUAUUUGUAUAUAGUCUAUGUAAAUUACCUGGGUAGCAGAUGCUAUUGUAUAAACAAUUAGGUCAAUUGUGGUGUCAAUCAUGUGAUAGAGGCUGAAUUUGAACAUUCAUAUCAGUUAACUUCAUCUGUUAGAGAUGCAUCAGAAAAAAUUCUUGGUAUUUCAAGUUUAUUUAUGAUGCAGGGCGGCGCUUUGGCAGCAACGCAGCUUGUUUUUAACACCCUGAAAUUACUUCUUGUGCUCUGUCAUCAUUGAAACAUUUGAAUCCCAGAAUUGCAAAAGGCUGUUGUUGCACUUGCGGCUGUUAUCUGCUGUAGUCUCCAUUGAGCUAUGUGAUCAUCAUAUUGGUUUUGGUUUGUUGGCCUCAUACAUGGGUUUAGAAUUAAUAGUUACCUGACCUUUUUGAGUGCUCUCUUUUUUGUUACAUCUUUCCUUAUGCCUAUAGUGAGAUGGUAAUGUUGUCUUCUGGAAAAACUAGAUAGCAUCCCUGUCAUACAUGACAGAUCACUAGUUCUCUAUGGUCUUUCUGGGUAUUAGGUUACUUUUACUUUCUUUUUUCUUUUCCUGUUCUAUUAGGAGUUUUGAGCCUUGUUCUUCUGCUGUCAUUUUUUUUGUGGUUUUUUUGGGUUCUCAUUAUAGUGACAGUCAGCCUAACCCCAUUUGUUCAAUUAGGAGUUUUGGGUUCUCAUUAUAGCUUUUUCCCUGGUUUAAGUACUAAUUGAAGGAUAUUUGGAAGAUCUGAUUCAUCUUCUACAAGAGGCAGGUUACCAUGUGAGUGUCGUUUGAAGAACUAAGUAUUGCUGCAAAGGUCCAGUUUAAAGUUUUCAUAUUGGGAAAGUGUAUACAACAUCUCAAAGAUAAGAAUUCUUCCUUGUAGACUAGUUUGAGAUACUUCUGGAGGCAUUCCAAGUUGUCUGAGAAAUCUAUUCCAGAUUGGAACAGCAGAUAUUUGAUAAGCAGUGGGAAGUUGGUGUGUUGUGUAGUCAAUCACUAGGGUUGAUGACGAGGAAUUGCUAGAUGCACUUGAGGCUUAUGCAAGUUCGAUAUGUGAUGGCUCUGGCAACAAUGACCUGAAAAUUUCUGGAGAUGAAUGAAGAGUUGCUUUUCAAAGUCAUAGAGGGAGGUCAGGAAGAAUUUGUUCUUACUGAAAGUCUGAAACAGAUGCCUUCGAGAGGAAACUGUUCUGUCUGCAGAGUGCUUAUGAGGAUCUACCACAUGACAAUUGCAAAAAAGCUAAGGAUCUUUGAUGAAGGCAUUUGAAUAAGUUGGAGGAUGAGUAAUUCAUGAAAAGAAUCUGUUCUACUUAAUAGGAAAGGAGCUUUUGGAAGCAGAUCAGUAUAUGGAAUGUAUAUUAUUCAUAAUGCAGAUGGAGUGAAGAAAUUGAACUGAGAAUUCGAGUUCUGACUUCAUAACUGAAGAAGGGCAAAAACAAGAUCAAACAAUGGGUCCCUCGAAGGAGCCUUCUUCAGUGAGCUACAAAUCUCUAGUUAUGUUAAGCAUUGAUCAAAGAGUAAUUUGAGCUUCAUAAAUGGGUAGGUAUACUGUUAAGUAGAAAUAAAGAGUUGGGAAUUGGGGGAAUUGGAACAUAGUGACUGCAUUACAGUUACAAUGAUCCGGUUGUAGUACUGUAUCGGUCAAAAUUAAACUUCUAAAUCGCUAAAACUUUUUUUUUUUUUUUGCAUCUUUAUGAUACGGGUGGUAUUGAUUCAGUAAAUUCGAAAAAGUUUACGACUCGGCCAAUACGAGACAAUGUGACCUUGUUUUUGCUAUAUUGGCUGCAGAUGUGUCAAGUCUCAAGCAUGUCUUAGAAGGAUUCCUUGGAAAUUGGCUUGUCUUGAGAAGCAUGCUAAUUGGCAUAAGAAGAUUCACAACUAACUCCAAGGAGAAAGAGCUUCAGUGGAUCCAUUAGUAGUCGGAAGAGUGAUCGGAGAUGUGGUUGACUUGUUCGUGCCCAGUGUUAGCAUGUCUGUUUACUUUGAUGCUAAACAUGUUACCAAUGGCUGCACUAUUAAGCCUUCUCUUGCUGUUCUUCCUCCUCGCCUUUCCAUUGGUGGUCAUCCUGAUGUCUUCUAUACUUUGGUGAUGACAGAUCCUGAUGCUCCCAGCCCCAGCGAACCCUCCAUGCGAGAGUGGGUCCAUUGGAUUGUUGCUGAUAUUCCCGGUGGUUCAAGUCCGUCUUGUGGAAAAGAAGUGAUAUCAUAUGUUGGACCGAGGCCACCAGUGGGAAUACACAGAUACAUAUUGGUGCUGUUCGAGCAAAAGCAAGAAUUGGGAACAUCCGUAGAGCCACCAACAGCUCGAGCUCAUUUUAAUACUCGCUUCUUUGCUGCUAGACAUGGUCUUGGCCUCCCUGUCGCCAUCGUCUACUUCAAUGCUCAGAAAGAGCCGGCUAAUAAGAAACUAUAGGACCUUAUUUCAUACCAUCCGUAUCUCUUGCUCAUUUAUGCAUAUUUUGUAUCAAGUUAUAUGCAAACCAGUCUGUUGUGAUAAUUUCAAAAAAAAAAAAAAAGUUAAAGCUUUUUUCAUCUAUGUGAUUUGAAUAAUGUGAUACUUUUAUUGGAAGUGUGGUUUUUAACCUGUAAUAAUGUGUAGAAAGACAUUUAUCUCUUGAUAUGGAAGUGAGUAAAAGGUUACACAAAUGAGACGGUUUUAUAGUGAAAUUAUUUUUAUUUGAAUGAUAUAUAUACUUGCUAUUUUAAAGUAAUAACCUAUAACCUUAAAGUGAUUAUUUAUUAUUUUAAAGUGAUUACUUUUUAGUGUAUCUUUAAAGUGAUUUUUUUAUUAUUUUAAAGUGAUUACUUUUUAGUGUAUCUUUAAAGUGAUUAUUUAUAAUCUCUAUGUUAAUUAGAAAAAUAAAGUAAUUAUAUGAAUCUGUCUUAUAAUAAGUUAUUCUCAUACUAGACUUGCUAAAAAAUGGGAUGUCAUAGCCCAUGCCAAGUUGCCUUGACCCAUGAUAAGUCUUAUAAUCAAAUUUUAUCUUAAAAAGGCCCAUUUGAUGUACUGACAUUAACAUAACUUCACCCAACAAAUAGAAAAGGGUCCAAAUGAGAAAAGGGAUUAUUUUUUCAAAAAAAUAGAUAUUAAUAAUAAAUAUUUUUUUAUUC